Panicum hallii is the source of this 1681-nucleotide messenger RNA. Its product is annotated as fructose-1,6-bisphosphatase, cytosolic-like. The coding region runs from base 490 to 1515 and encodes 341 amino acids. NCBI's taxonomy places the organism in Eukaryota, Viridiplantae, Streptophyta, Magnoliopsida, Poales, Poaceae. Gene Ontology annotation, biological process: fructose 6-phosphate metabolic process; gluconeogenesis; fructose metabolic process. The record is from RefSeq and is a predicted model, not a curated record. The transcript is spliced from 11 exons. Gene Ontology annotation, molecular function: fructose 1,6-bisphosphate 1-phosphatase activity. Gene Ontology annotation, cellular component: cytoplasm; cytosol.
GAUCAGAUCAGACGUGGAGUGAGUCCGCAGCCUCAUCCUCGUCCUCCGGCCAGCACCAACGCGCCGAGCCCGGCCGGCCCCUAUUUCAAGCCACGGAUCCUCCGUUGCUGCUCACUUGCUCACCAUCCGCCGCCCCCAAGUCCCAACAACUUGCCAAUCCGCACCGCGAGAAACGGCGCCGCCCCGCCCCGCCCCGCCCCGCGACGUCGUGACGCGCGCGCACCCGCCCGCCCGAGUCAGUCCGUUCCCGUCGCGCCACCGGACAAGGCGACCCAACCGCCGCCCAUCUCCUAUCGUCAUCCGCCGAUCGAUCCCUCGGCUCCUGGUCUUCCUCCCACCUAGCUAGCCCGCCUCACCUCCCGGCUCCCUCCCCACACCAGAGCCCAAAACCCGUAGGCUAGCGCGCUCCGGCAGGGGCACUGCGAUUCGGGGUUGAUCCGACCUCUUAUCAGCCGAGGGGAGAAGGCAGGAGGAGAGCGGAGAGCGAGGAUGGACCACGCGGCGGAGGCGCAGCGGACGGACCUGAUGACGAUCACGCGGCACGUGCUCAACGAGCAGGGCCGCCACCCGGAGUCCCGCGGCGACUUCACCAUCCUCCUCUCCCACAUCGUCCUCGGAUGCAAGUUCGUCGCCUCCGCCGUCAACAAGGCCGGGCUCGCCAAGCUCGUCGGCCUCGCCGGGGAGACCAACGUCCAGGGUGAGGAGCAGAAGAAGCUCGAUGUGCUCUCCAACGAGGUCUUUGUCAAGGCGCUCGUCAGCAGCGGCCGCACCUGCGUUCUUGUGUCUGAAGAGAACGAGGAGGCCAUAUUCGUCGACCCGGCCCUCCGUGGGAAGUACUGCGUUUGUUUCGAUCCGCUGGAUGGCUCCUCCAACAUCGACUGUGGUGUCUCCAUCGGAACAAUCUUCGGGAUUUACAUGAUCAAAGAUAAGGACAAUGUGACUUUGGGUGAUGUACUACAACCUGGAACAAACAUGCUUGCUGCUGGCUACUGCAUGUACGGGAGUUCCUGCACGCUUGUGUUGAGCACUGGGAAUGGAGUCAAUGGUUUCACUCUUGAUCCUUCCCUUGGGGAGUUCAUUCUGACUCAUCCGAAUAUCAAGAUACCCAAGAAAGGGAAGAUUUAUUCUGUCAAUGAAGGGAAUGCCAAAAACUGGGAUGCGCCUACAGCAAAGUAUGUGGAGAAAUGCAAGUUUCCCCAGGAUGGUUCAUCGCCUAAAUCAUUGAGAUAUAUUGGAAGCAUGGUUGCUGAUGUCCACCGUACCUUGCUAUAUGGAGGCAUAUUUUUGUACCCAGCAGACCAGAAGAGCCCAAACGGAAAACUCCGUGUUCUGUAUGAAGUCUUCCCAAUGUCAUUCCUGAUGGAACAAGCUGGAGGUCAGGCUUUCACAGGAAAACAGCGGGCCCUUGAACUUGCUCCUGCUAAGCUUCAUGACAGAUCCCCAAUAUUCCUGGGGAGCUACGAUGAUGUUGAGGAGAUCAAAGCAUUGUACGCUUCAGAGUCAAGCACCGUUUGAUCUGUCUGCCUGAGUGCAUCAUUCUCCUGGGAGAAAAUUGUAACUGUAUUGAUCAGUUAUUUAUGUUCUGUUCUUGCCUUCUUGGCCUUAUAAUGUAAAAUAUUACACUAUACGGACACUGUACAAGUCAAUAAGCAACCGAGGCUUAUGUUUCACACACAUUUUA